GCGCGCUCCGCCCGCCGCUGCGUCCUCACUAUGGCGGCGCCCAUGCCGCCCGCCGCGUCCUGGGCGCCCGCCGGGGUUCCCCGCGGCUGCCGCCUCCGACGCCUACGCCGUCGCCUCGGUCUUCCCGCUCGCGUCGGGCCGGGCGCCGCUUCCCAGCUGCCUGCCUUUUCGCUGCGGUCACGUAGGAAAUUGUAAAUCAUGUGAAGAUGGGACUUUUGGUAUUUGUGCGCAACCUGCUGCUAGCCCUCUGCCUUUUUCUUGUACUGGGAUUUUUGUAUUAUUCUGCAUGGAAGCUACAUUUACUCCAGUGGGAGGACUCCAAUUCAGUGGUUCUAUCCUUUGACUCCGAUGGACAAACUCUAGGCUCAGAGUAUGAUCGAUUGGGCUUCCUCCUGAAGCUGGACUCUAAACUGCCUGCGGAGUUAGCCACCAAGUACGCAAACUUUUCAGAGGGAGCUUGCAAGCCCGGCUAUGCUUCCGCCCUGAUGACUGCCAUCUUCCCCCGGUUCUCCAAACCAGCACCCAUGUUCCUGGAUGACUCUUUCCGCAAGUGGGCUAGGAUCCGCGAAUUUGUGCCGCCUUUUGGGAUCAAAGGUCAAGACAAUCUGAUCAAAGCCAUCUUGUCAGUCACCAAAGAGUACCGCCUGACCCCUGCCUUGGACAGCCUCAGCUGCCGCCGCUGCAUCAUCGUAGGCAACGGAGGUGUCCUUGCCAACAAGUCACUGGGAUCACGAAUUGAUGACUAUGACAUUGUGGUGAGACUGAACUCAGCACCAGUGAAAGGCUUUGAGAAGGACGUGGGCAGCAAAACUACACUGCGUAUCACCUACCCAGAGGGCGCCAUGCAGCGGCCUGAGCAAUACGAACGCGAUUCUCUCUUUGUCCUCGCUGGCUUCAAAUGGCAGGACUUCAAGUGGUUGAAGUACAUCGUCUACAAGGAAAGAGUGAGCGCAUCGGAUGGCUUCUGGAAGUCUGUGGCCACGCGAGUGCCCAAGGAGCCCCCUGAGAUUCGUAUCCUCAACCCAUAUUUCAUCCAGGAAGCUGCCUUCACCCUCAUUGGACUGCCUUUCAAUAAUGGCCUCAUGGGCCGUGGGAACAUCCCGACCCUUGGCAGUGUGGCAGUGACCAUGGCACUACACGGCUGUGAUGAGGUGGCCGUCGCAGGCUUUGGCUACGACAUGAGCACGCCCAAUGCACCCCUGCACUACUACGAGACCGUGCGCAUGGCAGCCAUCAAAGAGUCCUGGACACACAAUAUUCAACGAGAGAAAGAGUUUCUGCGGAAGCUGGUCAAAGCGCGUGUCAUCACUGACCUAACCAGUGGCAUCUGAGGUGUGCCCAGAACAGGGCCACAGAGGUCCCGGCACCGCCCAGAGCAAGCAGCAGCCACCGCCACCAGCCCGCUUCAUUGGCCUUGGUCUGGCUCUGCCUGAGAGGCACAGGAGUCUGCAGACCCGGGGAAGGACAGUGCCAAGUAGCCCCAGGGGUGGCGAGGCCUUGGCAGGGCAGCCAGAGCUGUGUCUGCUCAGAGCCCAGCCAGCCUCAGAGCCCAGCAGUCGGCCUCACUCUCAGCCUGGACCCUUAGAGCCAGGUGUCGGGGGGCCCUGGCCGUGUCCAGCAGGCCAGCAUGCAGAAGGUGGACAUUAGGCAGCAAGGCGGCUGCCGGAAUUAUUUCUCCAAUCAGUGUUUGGUGUACUAUCAUUUUGUGAA
Molecule: messenger RNA, 1710 nt
Organism: Pteronotus mesoamericanus
Lineage: Eukaryota; Metazoa; Chordata; Mammalia; Chiroptera; Mormoopidae
Gene: ST3GAL3
Product: ST3 beta-galactoside alpha-2,3-sialyltransferase 3
Exons: 12
Coding region: 207-1331 (374 amino acids)
Molecular function (GO): sialyltransferase activity
Source: RefSeq, a predicted model, not a curated record